GCUCCCACUUGCUCCAAAAAACACAGUGCUGCCAGAGAAGCUCAAGACUGGAGCCAGCGAAGCAACAGGAAGCAAGACACUUCAUCGCUUGGAGCUCAACUUACUCAAACUUGCAGAAAGUCACUAAGGGAUGGGAACUUUCCUACUUACUCGCAGACCACUAACUGUCAUGUGGACCUACCUUCAUCAAUGGCAUUAUCUUGGCGAUUAAGAAACAUGAGAAGAAGACCGCUCUCACUAGAGUCAAUUAUCUGGACGGAAUUAUCAGGAGAAAAUGUGAAGAAACAUUCUGCAGGAUAGAAGAGAUACUGUCGGAAAGAUGAACCCAGAAUCCCUGGACUCGUCCAUCCAGAGUGCCCUGUCGGCUCUGUUCCCACCCUUUGAGGUCACAGCGCCCACCGUCCUCAGUCAGCUGUUUAGGACCAUCGAGGAGCGUUUCCACGGUGACGCACUCCACUGCUUGCUGGACUUCCUCAUCCCGUCCAAACACCUCUUGGAGAGUGUGCAGCAGGCGGCGUGUGCUGCAUACUCAGAUGUGCUGUUCCGUUGUGAGGGCUGGCCCCUGUGCCUCCGUGACAGGACCGUGAUCCAGCUGGCCCCCCUCAACCCUCUCCUGCUGCGCCCCGGAGACUUCUACCUGCAGGUGGAGCCCUUUGGCGAACAGGCAGCCCGCAUUGUCCUCAAGAGUCUCCUGGAGGAGGGCUGCCACGAGGUGGAGGAGACCCCCAUCCCCGACACCACUUACCCCUAUAUCUUUACCCUUGAUUGGCUGAGGGAGGUGAACGACGGCCGCCAUGGCACCCCGCUCUCCCACUGCCUGCUUUCCACCGACCAGGGAGUGAUGAAGGUGCCCUGGGCGCAAGUGGCAAUCCCCGAGUUUCUGGUCAAGCACAAGACCAUGACUACAUCAAGUGUUAUCCGGGACGGUCCGUUUGAGUCACGAAAGUUGCAGAUUCCAUCCUCUUCCGACUCUACCGCUUCCGCCCUUUCUCUGGAGACCAUGAUCCUUCCUGCCAGGGACGGGAUAUCUGUGUCCUUGCGACUCAUGGACGGUACCUCGAAACUAAUCAAGGGUGACCAUGAAAAAUCUGUCACCAAACCGCAUGCCAAACCACUAGUCAAGCCUGUGGGCUGGGUGUCGCCCAACACCUGGGACACCAGCUGGAACUACUGCGAGAUUGAAGGUGACUAUGUGGAUUUAGUGGAGUUCUCCAAGGAGAAAGAGUCUCCUGCCGGAUGCAGUAGGACUCCCAAACCUUCUAAUCCUCCCCCUUUGUUCAAACCGGUCAGGCCCCCUCCUCCUAUACCACUUGGGAGCAGCACACCCUGUGGGUGCACCCUCAGGUUUUCGGAGGAGCCUUGCACACCAUGCAGCCAGAGGAGGCUAGGGCAGGAGCCUAGUGGGCAUGAACUAAAGUGCAGGUAUAGGGACUCUUACCUAGCAGCACUGCGCAACCCAGUUCCCUUUGAGAGGGGGAGCUUAGGACUGCUAGCUGCUCUGGAGGAGUCCGGCCCCUGCGGAGGGGAGGAGUCGGGCUUCAAGGGUCACGCCAGAGGUCUGGGUCAGGAUCACUGGGAGUGCUGUAACCACUAUAAGGAGCCUAGUGUAAGUCACGAGCCACACCAACAUGGGCACUUUGCUAAGGAAUCCCCAAACCUAAAUCACAUACCACACAAAUUAAACAAACCUUCCUUAACUCACAAACCAGGAAAACAUACUAAAGAACCUCAAGUCAUUCAUAAACUCUGCCAAGUGGAACCUCAUUACCAGGAACUUCAAACAAACCACAAAGCCCAUCAAACAGGACCUGACUCAAUGCUAAUGUUACCUCCGGGGGGCCAUCACCAGGGCGUGGUUGAUGCCUUUGACUGUGACUUCACCUCCAAGCCAGUUUGGAACCCGGAGGCAGUGAAAACCAUUGGUAAACACAAGGCCAAGCCCAGGGCACUCUCCACUGUGUCCGAGACUGCCAGAGGAAGUCCUCUGGUCCACAAACUGAACAACAGGAGCCACAGCGGACCUGACACCAAACUCCAGAGUCCAAAGACCAAGCCCUCAGCGCCCCCAAUCCUACCCCCCUCCCCCAUACACAGAGCUCCUCCAUAUCCUCCCUCCCAAGAAUCCAUCUUCAGAAGUAUCAGUGGCCUACUUCACCUGGGCUUCGUCAGUCUACCAGGUAGCAGAGACAGGGUGGGCAGGGCCGUGCUGGAGGUCCAUGGGACCAGGCAGGCCUGGAUGUCUCCUCUGCUGUCUGCCCAGGAGGUGUGUAAAGUGCUACUUUACCUCCACUCCAUCCCCAGGAAAGAGGUCCGGGACCUGGGAAUGACAGUGGUGAUCAAUGCCAGGAAGAUGCACCCUCCCUCCCUCUUCUACAAAGCCCUAAUGAUGGUUCAGGAACAAGCCCUGAAUGCAGUCCAUAGUGUGCUGAUACUGGUGGAUAAAGACACAAGCCCUCGCCCUGAAAGACACCCUGGGCUACAGAUGGAAGUGUUGACCUCUCUGAAGGCCCUGCACAAGAUGGUGGAGGGACAACAGCUGACCUCUGACCUAGGCGGGAACUUUCCCUACAGCCACACUGAUUGGCUGCAGUUUCACCAGAAACUGGUUUCCUUUGUGUCGGACUUGCAAGGGGCAGCCCAUUUACUACAUAGAGCAAUCAAGAAAAUUGAUGGUAAUCCAAAAACGGACACCGCCCAGGAUGUUCAGCUAUCUAUUCAAGAUCAGAAGACCUCAAUGAAAGAGGUUCUGCAGGAUGCCCGAUUGGUCCCUUUACAGAGAGAAGGUGGGGCCAUUCUGACCAGAAUGAGGAGGGAGGAGUUUCGAUUUACCAAGUCCGACGACUACAGGGAUGCCUUGGACUCGGUGACGGUCCUAUAUAACCAGGUGGAGGAGAAUGUUCACACCCUGGUGAUGAAGUCCAAUGAAUCACUACAGUAUCUGGACUUCCUGCUCAAACUCAGGGAGGCGGAGUCAAAUCUUAACACGGCCAAGGCAUGGUUUGAUACAGAAGGAGAGCAAUGGCUGAAGUUCUCCAACUCCACUGAGGACACACUGGAGAGUGUGAACCAAGCCCUUCAGCGCUUUGACACCGUCCUCACUCAGGCCAAGGAGAAGAAACAGGAGACCUUGACCCUGGUGAUGGAGGUGGAGAAGAUUCUGGGUUCCACCAACUCCAACCCCGAGACGGAGGUUUUUAGGACUGCUGCUGCCCUUGCCAAGGAAUGCAAGCAAUAUCUUGAGCAACUAGAGACAGGGUGCUAUCCUGCCAAAGCCUGUCUAAGCAUGCUUAAGACCUACGAGGAGCGAUUGGGUGACUGCUUCUCGUCCCGACACUUCCAGAAGAUCAAAGCCUGCAGCGUGAAGAGCUCCAGGGGGAUGAAUUUGUGGAAUGCGACCUGGGUCCAGUGCCAGGAAGUCAGCCAGUGGCUGGGGGAGAGGCUGCAGCAGGGGAAUGCAGCCAACAAAUACCAGCAGCAGCUCACAGCUGGUGGAGCUCAAGUGAAAGACAGGGUGUUGGAGACUUGGAAGGAGAGGAGAAAGAGGAGGAAGACAAGGAGGAGGCACCACAGCGAGACGGACCUCAGAACGGGGGAUCUGGUUGCUGGGUGUGAGGCCUUUCCAUGGAAACAUGGCACUUUGGGGGGAUCCCUGAGUGAGGGUUCCUGUAUCAGCUCUCCCCUGUCCUCAAAGUAUGGCUCCUCCCCCUUGUCGGCAAGACACUCCCAUAGUCAGCCCUCAGUAGUGGCCCUGCAGUCCCCCCAAAACCCUUAUGAUAUCUCCCAUAAUGGAAGCUUCUGGAAGUUGCAGAGGAUCAUGGAGGAGCUCUUGUUGACUGAGAGGGAGUAUGUACGAUCUCUAGGUUAUGUCCGAGAGCACUACUUCCCCGAGCUGGAGAGGCCUGACGUGCCUCAGGACCUAAGGGGCCAGAGGGGGAGCAUUUUCGGCAACCUGGAGAAGCUGCAUGACUUCCAUCGACACCACUUCCUGAAAGAGCUGGAGGGCUGCCUCCGAGAGCCCUUCAGGGUGGGACGCAGCUUCCUACGACAUAGAGAGUGCUUUGGUCUGUACGCCCUCUACAGCAAGAACAAACCCAAGUCAGACAGCUUACUCCUCAACCACGGCCAUGACUUCUUCAAGCAAAAACAGAUAGAGCUGGGCGACAAGAUGGACCUGUCAUCAUAUCUGCUGAAGCCGGUGCAGCGGAUCAGCAAGUACAGCCUGCUGCUGCAGGACAUGGUGAGGGAUUGUGGGCCCCACCGGGGCCGCGAGGAGGCCGAAGUCAGGCGUGCCCUUGAAGUCAUCCAGUUCCAGUUGCGCCAUGGCAACAACCUGCUGGCCAUGGACGACAUACAGGACUGUGACGUCAACCUGAAGGAGCAGGGGCAGCUGAUUCGUCAGGACGAGUUCCUGGUGUCCUUCAGGAAGAAGAAAUGUUUCCGCCACAUCUUCCUCUUCCAGGACCUCGUCCUCUUCAGCAAGACCAAGUGGACUGAUGUGGGCAAUGACACUUAUGUCUACAAACAGUCAUUUAAGACCUCUGAUAUUGGGAUGACCCAUAACUCUGGGGACAGCGGGCUGUGCUUUGAGAUCUGGUUCCGAAGGAGGAAGUCCCAGGACACGUACACGCUGCAGGCCGGGAACAGUGAGGUGAAGGAUGCCUGGACCAAAGACCUUGAGCGCAUCCUCUGGGAGCAGGCUGUACACAAUAGAGAGAUUCGUAUGCAGGAGAGGGUGUUCAUGGGUAUCGGGAACAGGCCCUUCAUGGACAUCCAGCCUAGCGAUGCGGCCAUCAACGACAGGGCAGUCAACUGUGCUCUGAUGGGAAGAGAAUCCAAGGUGUUGGCCUCCUCGGGGACGUCUAGCUCGCAGGGCGGUUGUCCUGUGCUGCGGCCUAACUCCAUUGGCUCGGGGAGCUGUUCGUCGUCUUCCGGCAGCCACUCCUCUUCGUCCUCUGGGAGAGGGUCCCUGUCGUCCGCCGUGGAGGGGUACCUGUGUGGCCCGAAGCGGAGGGGGGCAGGGGGUCACGGGGGGUACUCCCCACCCCCUGGGGUCCAGGAGGAGGAUGACAUGGACCAGGAGAGCGGAAGUCAGAAUCUACUGAUGAACAGCUCCGAGUCUUCAGGAGAGAGCGUGAGCGGCUUCAGCAGCUCCAGCCACAGCUGUCACUCCGCAAUUGGUAGAGAGGCGGAGGACUCCGUCGUCGGCCUGAAGGAGGUGCUAACCCGCAGACCCGAAGCCAACCUCCACAAGGCCAAGAGUCCCACCCGGUCCACAGAGAGAACCACCACGCCCUUGCUCCCACACAGACCACCAGCCAUGACUAAGGAUCCACCUAAGGUUCAAACUGUGGCCAUUGGAAAGUCAACUGAGGUUUGAGCUCUGAGUUUGAAUUGGACCUAUCGACAACAGAAGGACACCAUGAACUGUCACUGUAUAAAGGGGACUAUUAUAUCACAGUUACUGUACUCUACUUUUUCUAUUAUUUUUUUAUCUGACCACUAAAAUGUACUGUAUUUCACAUAUGUUCUUAUAUUGUUUUGCAAUGUAAACAUCUGCGUCUGAAUUGUGUUUGUGUUGUGUAAGACAAGUACAUUCAACAUGUAAUUAACCUUAGUGUUAUCUCAGAUUCAACAGGUUAUAGUGAAUUGCAAAAUGUCAAAGAAAUUGUUGCACGUGAUGCAAACAUCAUACCUGUCCUUGAGCGGUGCUCUGAUCUGGAGCGGCAGGUGUGAAUGUCACGCCAGGCUAGAGCAUGUUUUCUGCCAAGCUAAACCAAUAACACAUGAUCUCAGUAAACUGUGCAGGUAACAUUUUCAUAAAUACAGUGGUGAAUCAAUCAAUAAAUCAACUUCAACUGUCUUUUUAUGAAUACUGAAAAAAAAAUAUGAACGCAAUAUGUGAAGUGUUGGUCCCAUGUUUCGUCAGCUGAAGUAAAAAGAUCACAGAGAUUUCCAUACACACAAAAAGUUUAUUUCUCUCAUAUUUUGUGCACAAAUGUGUUUACAUCCCUGUUAGUGAGCAUUUAUCAUUUUCCAAGAUAAUCCAUCCACCUGACAGGUGUGUGUGAUAUCCUGAAGCUGAUUAAACAGAAGUAUCAUUACACAGGUGCACCUUGUGCUGGGGACAAUAAAAUGCCACUCUAAAAUGUGCUGUUUUGUCACACACCACAAUGCCACCGAUGUCUCAAGUUUUGAGGGAGCGUCCAAUUGGCAUGCUGACUGCAGGAAAGUCCACCAGAGCUGAUGCCAGAGAAUUUCCCUACCAUAAGCCGCCUCCAAAAUCGUUUUAGAGUAUUUGGCAGGAGGUCCAACUGGCAUCACAACCGCAGACCACGUGUAACCACUUACAGCCCAGGACCUCCACAUCCGGCUUCUUCACCUGCGGUAUCGUCUGAGACCAGUCACCCGGACAGCUGAGGAGUAUUUCUGUGUGUAAUAAAGCCCUUUUGUGGGGAAAAACCCAUUCUGAUUGGCUGGGCCAGCUCCCCAGUGGAUUGGGCCUGGCUCCCAUGUGGAUGGGCUUAUGCCCUCCCAGGCACACCCAAGGCUAGGCCCUUGCUCAGUCAGGUGAAAUCCAUAGAUUAGGGCCGAAUCAAUUUAUUUUAAUUGACUGAUUUCUUUAUAUGAACUGUAACUCGUUGAAAAUGUUGCAUGUUGCGUUUAUAUUUUUGUUCAGUAUAGAUAUCUUUAUUUUAUUGUUUUACUUUUGCAUGAAAUAUGCAGUUCUGGCAUGACAUUACAUUUACACCUGCCAUGCUUUAGACCAGACCACCCUAGGUAUGGUGCGUCACGUGCAAUAACAAUAUUACAAUAGCCCAAACUUGCAAACUAGUUUAAGCUAUUUGAUCGACAAACAUUGUUGUAUCAAAUGUGCAAGACCAAACAUCUUUUAACAGCAGAACCAUAAAUUGGUUCCAUGCCUUCCAUUCAGUAGGAGAGCCAUGACAAGAUCUGUCCAUGAUUUUUAAAUCUCAUGUUGAAUAGGGCUUCUCAGCUCAAUUAAAUGAACGUUAACUGGUGCUUGCUUGUAAUGUGUUUUAUUGGAUUUUAUUAGUACAGGUAUAAGCACAGUAUUGGACUGUUAUGACAAUAUGGCUAGUCUCGUAACAAGUUCAUAACGGUGUCCGAGACUAAUGAACAUUUCUCACUUUGAUUCCUCAACAUUAACAUCUUUUUACUCUUAUUUCCAUCUUGUUAGCUCAAUUUUUAUGUAUUAAAUUAUGAAACUGGUCAAAAUA
Molecule: messenger RNA, 7238 nt
Organism: Oncorhynchus nerka (sockeye salmon)
Lineage: Eukaryota; Metazoa; Chordata; Actinopteri; Salmoniformes; Salmonidae
Product: puratrophin-1-like
Exons: 26
Coding region: 320-5377 (1685 amino acids)
Molecular function (GO): guanyl-nucleotide exchange factor activity
Source: RefSeq, a predicted model, not a curated record